Molecule: messenger RNA, 8831 nt
Organism: Spirometra erinaceieuropaei
Lineage: Eukaryota; Metazoa; Platyhelminthes; Cestoda; Diphyllobothriidea; Diphyllobothriidae
Source: the annotation of a GenBank genome assembly
AUGGUUGUUUAUGCCGCCACCAGGGUAUGCUUCUCCCGUCAAUAUGCGGUGGGGACUGUGAUCAGUGAAAUGGUCUUCGCGAGUAGCAGAUUUGACCCCAUAUACAAGAAGCCCUGUUUGCCCCUUGGCGCAAGGACAGAGAUUCACCUCUGUCAGCCGCUGUUUCGCUGAAUGCUUGAGACGUGCCGCCACUUCUGUGAAGCUUCUUUCGUCCUUCCUCCCCCCCCCCCACCCCUAGACGCUUUAACUGCCGAAUUCGACGCACGGUUCAUGAACACUGCUGCUGGGAUGCUAGAAUGCCCUCGGAAGUCUUCCGUACCAACCAAACAGCUGUGUUGCACGUGUGCUACCAGGGGUCUACCGUGCGUCAGCCACUGCGUCCUCGCCGAUAUCCCAUCGUCUCGGUCCACUCUUGCCGCAGUACGGGAAUAGGGAUACCGUGCGUGUGAGGAGGGUAGUGUUGGCACAGCGGUGGUGGUGGCGGCAGCGGUGGUGGUGGUAGUAGUGUGAAUAGGGAUACCGUGCGUGUGAGGAGACGGUAAUGUUGGUACAGCGCAAGUCGCCUUCUCUAUAAUCGAUAGUGGGCGGCGCUGUUGGUGGUGUUGGUGGCGGCUGAGGUGGUGAUCUUUUUUGGCCGUCACGUACAGUGGGUGGUGUGUUCACUAAAAUGUCAACUGAAAUUCCGCAAUCUGCCCACGAUUAGGAAGGGUUACUUAAGUGCGGUUGUAGUGGCUGAUUAUUCUGCAGCAGAAUUCCAAGGCAUUUCAGUCGCGCCCAGAUGCCGGCUUUUGCAUGCACUUCUUUCCGACCGCCUCCGAAAACCGCACUUUAAAAAUUGAUUUUUCUCAUGCAGUGCUACUUUUUUCGAUGCUUUUGUGAAUACAAGUACAUUUUGUAGAAAAAAUGAGCAAAAUAUUCAUUCUUGCCCUCACUUAGUCGAAAGUCGCGUCAUCUUAUUUUAUAUUUGAAGAAAGUUUAGCCACCAGUUUAAAAAGUACAUAAAUGCCGGGAUAAUUCUGAGCCCGACCUGCCGUCGCGCCUGCGUCUCCGAACCACAAGCUGCACACCUUCCAUCUAGGGAAAAUCAUGCAUUGUUCUGUGCCAUUAAGAAGAUGCCAUAUAAGGUUUUCUAAAAUUUUGCCAUGAAUAUGAACCAUGUCGCAUACCUUGAAAAAGCGUUACUAAACGGACGGAGACUGUCCUACCUGAAUGUAUCCUUCACGGUCUUAAAAAAUCUCAGGUGAAAAUUCUUAAAUCCGAAACAUGCCAUUUCUUUGAGCAUAAAAGUUAAGAAAGACAUGAUUUACCACCAAAGUAGUAUGAAUUCUAUAAAAGAUGCCUGUCUUAAUAUGGGAAUCGUAAAUCUUCGGAAAGAUCGUGCUACUUAAGUUGUCAUUUCUUUCAAGUGUGCUUUUCGCAGGCGGCCGGAGGGAUGCGCAUUCGAACUCCGACAUCCUAGCUUAACUUAAAUGUAUUUCUUCUAGUUGAAAAAAGCAUUUGUGAAAUUCGGAUACGUCAUCUACUGCACACACUGUUAAAAUCAUAAAUAAAUAAAAUUAAAAUCCGCACUCCGUCCAGUUGGCCAGCGCAGAUUCUCACCGACGGUAAGAAAAAUUCGCUCUCGGGGUGACAAAGAAGAUGGUCUAUUAGAUGGAAUGCCAACCCGAAUUCUGAUGUGUUCUCGGUCCGAAAAUACUACUUAUGUAGGGUUAUUGUACUUAUUAUCUUGCUGCAUAAUCCCAAGAUGCCACAGCCACGUCAAGAUGCUGGCUUUUGAAUGCAUUCCUUUUCGGCUGCCUAAAACUGCACUCGGUGAAAAAUGACUACUUAAGUGGUGUGGUUUUUUCUUCCGAUUUUUGAUGCUCUCGUCAAGUUAAAUACAUUCAUUUAUUUAAAUAUACCUUAUAGAAAACGUGCCCAAAAUAUCCUUGUGCUCACUUAGUGGCAAAUUAUGCCAAUUGGAAGGGUGUCCGUCGGUUUUUGUGAAAAGAAUUAUUCAUUUUCCGCAUAAUUUUGAACUCAGCCGGCCUUUGCACUUGCAUUAAUGGUCUCCUGUGUCAGGGAAAUCGUAUACUUCUGUACGCCCUUAAGGUGUAAUGUGCUGCCCAUAACAUUUUUCAACUGAUUGGGUUUGUGUUACAUGCUUUAUAAGCACCACAAACAAGUUGACAGAUACGAUAAUCUAUGAAUGGACAUCUCAUGGUCUUCAGUAAUCUUACAAUUGAAAACUUUUUAAAAAACUGAAAGAGGCCCUUCAGGUACAAAACUCGAAAAGGACGUAGUUUGCUAUCAAAUGAGUUCAAGAAAGUAUUUUUGUUCAUAUUUCAUUUAGGACAAUCGGAAAUCAAAUGAGAAAAUUCACACUACUUAAGUAGUUAUUUUUGCAAUGUGUCUCUUGCAGGCGGCUGGAAAGGGGCUCGUUUAAAAGUCGGCACCCUGACGUUGCGUCUAGUUGUACCACCACACCUACAGCAAUAGAUAUGGCUCCGCGCAGACCCAAUGCAGACCGAUUAAUGUGUGCUGCGGACCAUUCGAACUCACAUUUUGACUCGACGCGCAUGCAGCAUGGUCCUGCGAAUAUUCCCUACUGUGUUAGGGGGCGCUCACCGAUCGUUCAUACGGAACUCACUCGUUCCGUUGUGCCCUAAGGGCUCUCUCUCGAGCCCAACCAGCAGCCGCGCAGCGGCGCAUGAUAUAUAGGCAGAAUGAUAUUACCGACAAAGACAAGGGAGACUGGAAUGACCAUUUCUGGCUUAUUAGCCGUCGUCAGCCAGCCAUACCCAAGCCCGAAGUGUGGAACAACCGAGCCUCGAACUCGCGACCUGUUGGUUUAGAAGUCAACGCCUCUACUCACCGGGCCACGAGCCCGUUGCCCUGUCGGUUUUCGAUCGGGAAUAUACAAUGUUAGGGGGCGCUCACCGAUCGUUCAUACGGAACUCACUCGUUCCGUUGUGCCUUAAAGGCUCUCUCUCGAGCCCAACCAGCAGCCUACUGUAUGGCACGGUGUGACCGCCUCAGCCCGUCUUUAUUACAAUCCUGCUUUCUGCGAUCGUCCAAAGUUGCACUAACAUGUGCCUGGCGGUCAAUGAUAGGCAGUCCCAAGAUGACAUUUCCUCCAUCUCUUUUUGCUCUGCGUCCUAUAGAAUGUUCUCACAGCACUCUGAUUUCACAAUCGCAGGCGUUUGUUAAUUUGCACACACACCCCCUCACGGUUAUCUUAGCUUCCCCACAUCUGCACGGCUUUUCAAAGCUCCCUUACGUAGGAUUGCGCGCAAUUAGUGCUGAUUCUGGCGCCAUCAGUUGUGAUUUAGACUCCUUACCAACUCCUCUGUUUCUGUAAAUCUAGAUACUACUAGCAGAGAGGCUAGCGGCUGCUCGGGCCUUGCAGUCGGGCUGUCUUCCACAGAUCUUUUUCCGCCACACCUCUACCACCUCGGACACAGAUGCUCGACUCGGUUUGGCCGCCAACCGCCUCCUCUUCCAUGUGCCGCGUCUUCGAAAUCCCCUGCGUCGGGGCGAGGGUCUCGGGGGUGCGGUGGCCGGUCGGCUCUCCUACCUGCGUCGCUGCGUCACCGCGCUGGUGGACCAAGAACGCAUAGAGUUGCCCUGGCCCGUUGCCACGGAGACGCGGCAGUACUGCGAACGUCUGAUUCAGGAGGCUCUGCGGACAGAGCUGGUGACGGGUGAUUUGUCGAAGAUUAGCGACUUGGAGGAGCUCUUCGGCCCCCGCUGGCAACAGGCUCCGGAACUGAGCGCUUUCCUGGAGCUCUCGGCCUUUUGGCUGCAACGGCCAGAACUGAUCACAAAGAUGCUUAAGGUGUGACUCUCAAACAUUUCGAAUUUGUUUUGACCUGAUUUACACGCCUACUUUGCCGUGUCUCCCCAUUACUCGAAUUUCAGUCUUUGUGAUCAACAUCCAUCAACGGCAGUUGUCUGAUUGGGAAAACCAUUUUGCCUGCAAAAAAGUGACAAACUAUAUUCUGGACAGUUCGAUUCCGACAUUUUGACCGUCGUUGCCGACGAUGUCCACCGUGUGCUCCACCGAAAGCUGAAGCAUACAGGGUGACUUGCGUGUGAACUAGUUUAUAGUGAAUGUAGACUUGCGCAGCACCUACCACAUCCUCUCCUCCCCACUCCCCACCUGGACCCGGUGUCAAGACAGAGUCAAGAAGACCGGAGGCGGGGGAGAGCGCAGGUAGACGGCGCCGUCGAGCCUGCGCCUUGGCGUUCCACUCCAUACCCCCUGGUCCACGCAGCGAAUGGCCAGGUUUUUCGACCGACAACAACAGCACCCCAACAGAGGUCAGAAGGAUGAUUACGGCUGGGCAGCCAUGCCCACCACUUAUACCCAGCAAAAACGCAAGCGCAUUUACUGGCAAGGAACCAGGUGUCAGGGAUUGCCAGCGCAUACCAGGCUGCGAUGGCCGUUGUUUUCUGAUGCUGGCUUAUCACACGCUUGCGGACCUUUUGACCUAGAAGGGCGAUAUGUGGUCACGCACAUGGCCUGGACUGUCACCCUGCAAGGUUGAUUUACCAAACAGUCGUCGACUGAGAGGCACUACUCAUAAGACAGUUCGAUCCCACUCGAGUGCACGCUCACACCCUCAGCUCGUCCCACAUUUAGAGCUGGGGGAGCGCUCUCACCACUAGUUGGUGCACUGGUCGUUGUGGGGUAUGCGACCCCAAGAAAGCGGGCCUCUGGACGAACUGUGGCAAAGAAAAAGGAGGCUGUCCUGGCGAUAAUACCUGCGGAGAAUCUUUUGACAGUUCAACCAUUAGUUUCGACGGUGUCCAUCGUGUACACCGCACAGCAAGGUGAAAACGGGGACGGUGGCUUACGCCGGAAUUAGUUCAUAGUGAUAGUAGACUUGCGCCGCAUCUACCGCACUCUCUCCUCCUCCCCCACCUUAGCCCCGUGUCAAGACAGAGUGAAGAAGACCGGAGGUGGGGGGAGGGCGCAGGUGACUGGCACGGCGUAAACCCUCACCUAGGCGUACCACCCCCGGUCCACUUAACCAGCAUUUCAAACAACAAAUAAUGGGGGGACGGCGGAGACCUCAGUAAACGUAAACCCGCAACUGUGCCUGUCGGCAUUUGUCAUGGGUACGCAUUCCAAACGACGCUUAUCGUAAUCCGAUGUAGCCCCCGUGUCGGUCCAACGCAUCUACCAUGUCUACCGUUCUGGGGUGCACGGGGAAUCUCUUACUGGAGCAGUUUUCAGUUUCAGUUUAUUCAGUUUAUUUGAUAAGGAUGAUAGGCAAAGCCUUUGAAAACCCUAUUGAUAACAUGUCAACUCGUUAGAAAUAACUGUACAGUAACAAUGAAAAUGUUCGCUAUAUACAUAGUACUUGAUUCAUUUGAGUAGCAUUGUCACAGAGAAAAAAUAUGUGGGGAACCGGGGUGUUUAGCUCAGAUUUAGACUGUCGAGGGAAAACAGGGGACACAAAUAAUCAUCCAAGCGUUUCUUGAAGAGUUGCAGGGAUGUCGCCUCCACGACUGACUGAGGAAGAUCGUUCCAUUUCUCCACUACCCUUUGCGUGAAAAAUUCAGAACGAAGGUUCAGCCUGGACAUUGUUGUCCGUAGUUUCAUCGAGUGGCCACGAAGAUUGGGUGAAAGGUGCCACUGAAACAUGUCCUCAAAGUUAAGUCCAUGCUCAAGGCCAUUUAUUAUCUUGUAAACCAGGAUUAGAUCACCUCUUUGCUGCCUGUAACACAGAGGGAAUAGAUUAAGGCAAUUCAGUCUGUCCGUGUAGGAUUGGUUUUUUAGACCGUUUACCAUCUUUGUUGCCCUACGUUGCACCCGUUCGAGGCAUGCUUUGUCCUUUACAAGCCAUGGCCGCCAUGCUUGUAUGCCAUAUUCUAAGUGGGGCCGAACGAAGGUGCCGUAAACUCUCCCAAAAAGGUCUUGGUCAAAGGUAACGAACGCCCUUUUGAUUGCAUGCAUCACUCCCAUUGCGUUUUUUGCAGCCUUGUGGCACUGCAAUGUUGGUUUCAAAUUGUUCUGUAUCCAAACCCCAAGAUCCUUCUGUGAAGAUUCUGCGGGGAGUCUUAUAUCUUUCAGAUGAUAUGUCCUCAGGCUCUGAUUUGAAUGAGAGUUAGUUGGACGCAGAUGGAGGACGGCACACUUCUGCACAUUGAAGUCUAGAAGCCAUUUCUCCGACCAUGCUUGCAGUCGAUGAAGAUUGUUUUGGAGGGAUCUCUGGUCGUUAGGACUCUUAAUGACUUGCCAGAGCUUAACGUCGUCAGCAAACAUUAUUUUGCCACAAUCGAGUUCCUGAAGGCUGUCAUUAACAUAAAGGAGGAAUAGCAAUGGUCCCAGAACUGAGCCUUGAGGCACACCACUGGUCACGCUCACCCAUUCUGACAUAUCAUCACCGAUGCAAACACGUUGUUUCCGACCAACCAGAAACGCCCCUAUCCAGUUCAGAAGAUCUCCCCGGAUGCCGAUGGCGCUCAAUUUGUGAAGAAGGCGUUGGUGCGGGACAGUAUCGAAGGCUUUGCGAAAAUCGAUGUACACGACUUCAACUUCAAAACCCUCUUCUAGGGCCCUGGUCCAGAUCUCCAGACAAGCUAGUAGAUUUGAGAGGCAAGAACGUCCUCUCCGGAAGCCAUGCUGGAAAUCCUGCAAGAGGUUAUUUUCUUCACAAAAUUGCUGUAUGGCACUCUUUACUAGAGCUUCCAUCGUUUUGCACGAGAGGCAGGUUAGGCUAAUAGGCCUGAAACAGCUUGCUGCCAUCCUGCUACCGCCUUUAUGUAAGGGAACGAGGUUAGCUGUCUUCCACUGUGAUGGCAGCCUUCCUGUUCUCAUUGACAGCUCAAAGAGCGUCGAAAGAGGCUUCGCCAGCUCCUUUGAUAGCUCCUUAAGUAUCAGACCAGGAAUUCCGUCGGGUCCAGGCACAUAUUCGUGUAGUUCCUGGCGCUUUCACUUCAUCCUUAAACCUGGUUGGAACUGGCGUCAGGAGACCUCCGUAGACGCUGACCACCUGGGGGCCGGGACCAGUGCGUCUGUACAGGAGGGCGCACUAUCAGCUGCCAGAUAGCCGCCGUUCGACAGGGUUGUAUCCUGCCACCCAUUCUGUUCAACUAUGCUAUGGACUGGAUCCUCGGGAGGUCUCUAUACGAGGGUGACGGCUUUGAGUUUGCAUCCGGACACCGACUGACUGAUCUCGACUAUGCCGAUGAUAUCGACUUACUUGCUCCAAAUUUUGGUGAUCUGCAGUCUGCGGUGUCACGGGUGAACGAGGUCGCUAAAUCGGUCUGUUUAUCCAUAAACGCUGGGAAGACUAAAGCGUCUUCAAGCUGCAUCCCUGACCAGGAGAAGGCACCCCUCGGGAUUGAUGGCUUUCAACUGGAAGAAGUGGACAGUUUUAAAUAUCUCGGGGCGAGGCUGCUGCCGAAUGGACAGUGUAAGGACGACAUCGUCGCCCGAAUCGAUGCUGCCCGUUGGAUUUUCUCAAGCCUUCGGAAAUGCCUAUAGAUCCGACGCGACCUCUCCAUCGCCUCUAAGAUUCGCGUGUACCGUGCUUCUGUCCGGUCUGUCCUUUUCUAUGGUUGUGAAUGCUGGGCUUUGCGUGUGGAAGACGAGCGAAAACUUGAGAUAUUUGACCAUGACUGCUUGAGGACCAUCCUUUGAGUGAAGUUCACCGACUUCGUCUCAAAUGGGACAGUCCGCGCUCGCUGCGACAACAUCGCAAGGAUAACUCAGGCCAUCCAAGAAAGACGACUAAGGUGGUUUGGGCAUGUUCUUCAUCGUCCACCUCAGAAGCUCAGUGUUACUGCCCUCGAUAUGGCACCGUUGCCCCAUUGGAGGCGUCGAAGAGGGGGUCAGUUCAAAACCUGGCUCGACACAGAUCGUCAAGACAUGGAGGUGGUUCUUGGACCUUCGGUAUUCGGUCUCCGUCGUUGGCGAAGGGAAUGGAUUGGACUGUCCAUAUCUGCUGCCGCGGAUCGUCACGCAUGGAGAGGUACAGUUCGGGAUAUCAUCGAGGCCGGCUAGAUCAGGCAUGAUCGCGGCCGUACCAAGUACAAGUAAGUAACCGCCGUAGCGAAAGCCAACCAACAAGAUAUCACAAUCAACGGGACUGCUUUCAACAAUGAGCAGCCCAUGUCGGCCGGUGUACGUGCAACGCCCGCGACUGCAGUGCGAGACACAUCGGAUGGAGAGUUCGGUGUGGCAACUGUAAAGCCUUGGGUCCAAGUACGCUGUCCCCUUCCAUCAGUUGCAUUUGUCACAGUCCCACUGUGGAGUCUGUCCCGUCCGGUCGAUAUCGCUUUAGGCUGUCGCCACCUCCCCCCCCCCCUUGCGGUGGUGCGAAUAAGGUUCUAAUUUUGGGGAUUUAUCAUGCAAACUCGCCUUAGCAAAUCGAAACAGGUAGGCUCGGUUUACUGGAAGCGGUCUAGCUAAGAUACCCCCUUUAAAGAGGAAGUCUAAUCAAUUCAAUUCACUGGUGCUGUUCAGACUCAAAAUUCCAACAUUCCCCCCUUCCAAGGCGUGCAUUCUAACUAUCAUAGCUUCCCGCGUAUUCCAGGUUCUGGUGCCACGUUACCGAUUCUACAACCGCCCCUUCACUCAACUCUACCGACUCCAACGGCCUCCCUACCCCGACAAGUUUGCCUACAUUGCGCAGGGCUUUGGUGUCCUCGAACUGCAUGGGAACCCCUGGCCGCCGAUUGGUGCUCCCCACCUGCCCAAACCGGUCGCCGCCGCCGCCGCCACCGGCUCCCCUAUCUCCACGCAGCCCUUCAAGGAGAAGUACUUUAUCAAUAUCCUGGUGAAUGCAGCACGCCAGGCCAACGCCCAAUCAAAACGGCGCUCCAAUUCGCACUCGUAA